Tachyglossus aculeatus (Australian echidna) is the source of this 4027-nucleotide messenger RNA. It is a transcript of the gene ALPK1, whose product is annotated as alpha kinase 1. NCBI's taxonomy places the organism in Eukaryota, Metazoa, Chordata, Mammalia, Monotremata, Tachyglossidae. The coding region runs from base 184 to 3801 and encodes 1205 amino acids. The record is from RefSeq and is a predicted model, not a curated record. The transcript has 14 exons. Gene Ontology annotation, molecular function: protein serine/threonine kinase activity; ATP binding. Gene Ontology annotation, biological process: protein phosphorylation.
AUUGUAACGAAACCCCCAGGGUCAUCUUAAGUUUCGUGCGUGAAGUGAGUUUUUCUGUUCUCCGAGAAAAGGUACCUCAGCCUCGAAGGGGCUCCCUUUAGGGAGAAUCUGUGUCUUCUCCAGGGUAAUUGAUCACCACGCACCCAGGGACAUCCGAUUCAGAGGAGAAGGGGAGCGAUCAUCAUGAAUAAUCAAAGCGCCGUGGCCGGGCUGCUGCAGGAGUGCAGGCAGGUCCUGGCCGGGCUCUCAUCAGGGACAGAGGACGUGUCUGAGGGAAACAAGAGGGAGUACCAGCGGUGCGGAGCUUCACUCUCCAGCGAGUUAAGGACCCUAAUCCAAGAGGCAAAGGAGAUGAAGUGGCCCUUCGUGCCAGAGAAGUGGCAGUACAAACAAGCCGUGGACCCCGAAGACAAAACAAAUCUGCAGGAUGUGAUCGGCGCCAGGCUGCUUGAGUUACUGGCAUAUUUGAAAGCCUCGAUCCUGGUCCGAGAUUUUACUACAGCAGCUGCUCUUGUGUUCCUGAUGGAUCGAUUCUUAUAUUGGGUGGAUGCCUCCGGCAAACUCCUUCAAGUCGCCAAAGGUCUACAUCGCCUGCAGCCCGUAAUCCCCAUUGCACCCCAAGUGGUUAUUCGCCAAGCCCGUAUCUCCGUCAACUCAGGGAAACUUUUGAAAGCUGAAUACAUCCUAAGCAGCCUUAUAAGCAACAAUGGAGCUACAGGCACCUGGCUUUACAGUAAUGACAGUGACAAAGUCCUUGUGCAGUCGGUGUGCAUACAGAUCAGAGGACAGAUUCUCCAGAAGCUGGGAAUGUGGUAUGAGGCUGCGGAGUUGAUUUGGGCCUCAAUAGUGGGGUAUUUGGAACUUCCUCAGCCAGAUAAAAAGGGAAUUUCCACUUCGCUGGGCAUCUUGGCAGAUAUCUUUGUUUCGAUGAGCAAGAAGGAUUAUGAAAGGUUCAAAAACAACUCUCAAAUUGACCUGAAUCUCCUCAAAGAGUUUGACCACCGGUUGCUGUCGGCAGCAGAAGCCUGCAAAUUGGCAGCCGUUUUUAGCCAAUACACCCCCCUUUUCGUGCUGACGGCUGUGAACAUCCGAGGCACGUGUUUAUUGUCCUAUAGUAAUUCAAAUGACUGCCCUCCAGGAAAAAGAAAGUUCUAUUUGUCCCAAGCCAAAGAGGCCUUUGAAAUCGGCCUGCUCACCAAAAAAAGCAGCGACUCAGUCGCCAGCAAGCAGGAGCUUCACAGUUUUGUCAAAGCCGCUUUCUGCCUUACCAUAGUGAACCGAAGGCUCAGUGGGGAGACAGAUGCGGUGUGUGCUGCUAAGCAGCUCUGCGUAGAAGCGAUGGAAAAGCUGUACGCUUAUAAAACGUCAUCAGAAACCCAAGAUAAAGGAGUGGUGGCUCAGGGGAUCAUGUCUCUUAUCAUGCAGGUUAAAGAGCAACUGGAGGUUCAAAGCUUCCCCAAUUCAGAUGACAGGUCUUAUGUCCCAGAGAAUUACAAAAGUUGCAUGGACAAACCUAUCUUGCAUGGGAAAGUGGACUUCCAGAAAAUCCUCGAAAGACACUCCCAGCACCAUUCUUCGCUCUGUGAAGUGUUCAGAAGUACUUACGAGAACCCGAAACACAAUCUGGAAGGGACCGAAACGGGAGCCUGCAUCACGGCCUUGAAAACGGAAACCCGAAACCUGGACACAGUGAGCACGGCCGAAGACGGGCCGGGCCUCGGGAAAAACGUACCUUCUUCGAGAAGGGAAUUCAGGAGCCGAGGAAGAGGGAAAUGGACCCGUUCAAAUGCAGUAGACGAAGACAGUCAGCCGCCGAACCCCAGCAAUCAAAGGAGGAUUCGUGUUCCGCCCAUAUCCAUGAGUAGUUCCAGCUCUUGGACCAAGUUAUCGGAAUCGAGUUCUUUAGCCAGCUGGGAAGAAGUAGAUUGUGUGGCCGAUGAAUCCCCGGGAGAAGGACAUAUCAGAGAAAAUAGCGUUGAGGGUGAGCAACAUCCCCGGUCCGAAGCCCCACAGGAUAAAGUGGAAAACAAUAGCCCCCAUUCUGUGUCUUCAACGACACCUCAACAGUCUCCCCAAGAGUCAAAGAGCGACCAUUUAGAGCCCUCUGAAAAUCAACCCAUCUCUUUUCCUCCCACCAAGACAGCAGUUUCACUCUCAGUCGAUGACCCAAGCCAGUCCAUAGGGCUGGAAGGGAAGAUGGGGACAGAGACAGGAAAAGACCAGGAGCUCAGAAACCGUUCGGCCUCAUCCGCAAACUCAGAGGACCUCGCUGCUUCUUCGGGCUCUAGCAGGUCCUGGGAGAUGGCCUCAUCCUUUUCUCCCACGAAAUCAGAACUUUUUGAAGAAAUUGACAUUUUAGCAGAAACCGAAUGUACUACCAAGGACGGCGCAGGGGAAGGCAAUGAGGUUAAAGUCGAUAAAAGGGGCACGGAACCUGCCCCUACAGAUCAUUCCGGGUGGGUUGAUCCAGAAGGGGAAACUGCAGAGAACACAGAGGAUGUGCCCUUUGACAUCCCUAGGCCUAGCACAGGUCAUUCCUGCAUAUACCCCUGGCCUAAAAAGAAAUCUGUCCCAUUAGUACGAAAUAGGUCACUGGAAGUGCACAGCAUUGACCCUGAAGCCGCCACAGAGGAGGAAAGGAAUGAGUGGGAAUUAAUCGGGGACCCAGCGAACAGCUCCCCACUCCUGAGUGACCCAAAGAAACCAGACCAAAUGGCUAAGGUUGCCCCAUCCCUCCCAGGCAGUCCGAUGCCUUCCGCCUUUCACUGUGACGAAACCGAAACCGCAGAGGACCAGAGAGCAAGGGAGGUCCAAAAUGAGCCUGUCACCAGGCGGAGUUCAGUCUCUUCUCUGAAGUCGUGGUUCAUGUCUGCCCAGUUUUCCAGUGGCUCUUCGGACCUGUACAGCCCAUCCUCAUUUUUGAAUUCCAGCAGCAGCUCUUUCGUGUCACUGCCAGGGAGGACAAGGGAAGAGAUCCUGGAAACUCGUUCUCUGGAAGAUGAUGACUAUGAUAAACUCUUGUCGGGGGUUGGGCACGACUGGCUACUGGAGAGGCUGCAGAGCACAGGGAUGUUUAAGCCCACUCAACUCUGCAGAGCUCACACUGCCCUUUUGUUAAAGUAUUCUAAGAAAUCUGAACAAUGGGUAGCCCAAGAAACCGUUGUCUAUUUGGGUGACUACCUAUCUGUGGAGAAGAAGGGCAAACAAAGGAAUGCCUUUUGGAUGCAUUUUCUCCAUCAGGAAGAAACCCUGGGAAGGUACGUUGGCAAAGAGUACAGAAAACAGAAAGGGCUCCUGGACCAUUUCCGAGAUGUGGAACGCCAAAUGACCGCCCAGCACUACGUGACGGAAUUCAACAAAAAGCUCUAUGAGCAGAACAUCCCAACACAGAUCUUCUACAUUCCAUCGACGAUUCUCUUGAUCCUGGAGGGCAGAAUAAUCAAAGGGUGUGUGAGCGUGGAGCCCUACAUCCUUGGAGAAUUUGUUAAAUUAUCAAAUAACACCAAAGUAGUGAAGACAGAGUAUAAAGCUACCGAGUAUGGCUUGGCCUACGGACACUUUUCCUAUGAGUUUUCUAACCACACAGAGGUGGUAGUGGAUUUGCAAGGUUGGGUGACUGGUAAUGGGAAAGGACUCAUCUACCUAACUGAUCCUCAGAUUCAUUCCCUUGAUCCAAAAGAAGUCACUUCCAACUUUGGGAAGAAAGGCAUUAGCUAUUUCUUCAACAACCAGCACGUGGAGUGCAACGAAAUCUGCCAUCGUCUCUCUCUAACAAGACCUUCGGUAGCCAGUCCUGUUUAGUCCCAGAAACAAGAUGGGUCUUAGUCGAAGAGCCUCAGCUGCCAGCACCAGUAGAAUUUCAGAACUGGGGCUAAUUCUGUAUGGUUUAGUCUUCCCUCUCUGUGGAAUUGCUGCAGGACUUCUGCCCUCUCAUGGAUCCAGCUGCAAAGGCAAAAACCAGGGAAUUGUCUCUGCCUUUAAUCCAUUUCUACUGACCAUCUCCAAGGAAGCAGCAUGGCCUAGUGGA